ACUAUAGAGGCGCAGGUUUGUUUUAUUUUGGUUCUUCGUCUCUUUCGCUUCCUUACUAUACACGAAUUUUAAGCUGACAAGCGGAAUGAACGAACGUUCCCGAGUAUAAUCGCACGCUGAAAACUAUGACAGCAACGUAAAAUUAUCGAUCGACACUGCGUUGUAUUUUUAUCUAAAAAAAGUAGCUUGCUUGCCAAAGCACACUUCUUCCAACAAACAGAUCCGUUGGUCCCGGCUAGUGAUAUAGGAAUUGCUUACUUAAUUGAUUCAUCUCCGUAGAAUCGAUUCAAUUGUACCUUGUUCCAAAAUGGCCAGCUGGUACAAACGUGCUCUGGUUAAAUAUCCGCUCUUGGUUCAGUCAGUACAAACAGGAAUACUGAUGGGUUCGGGAGACAUCAUUGCGCAAACAUUGAUUGAAAAACAGAAGAUCAAUACUAUUGACAAAAUGCGUGCGUUUAGAUUUUUCGGAAUCGGCUUCUGCAUCGGUGGACCUGGUCUACGGAAAUGGUACGGUCUCCUGGAUAAGCACAUUACCGGCCGCAACAAAGCUAUAGUAACAUUCAAGAAAGUAGCUUUGGAUCAGCUGAUUUUCGCACCCGUGUUUCUGGGCACAUUUAUCGGGACAGUUGGUUUAUUCCAAGGCAACAACCGGCUAGAGAUAGAGCGAAAGCUGAAGAACGAGUAUACCGACAUUUUACUGACGAAUUAUUAUAUCUGGCCGUGGGUGCAGUUGACGAACUUUUACCUUGUGCCAUUGAACUACCAAGUUCUGCUGGUUCAGUUGGUGGCGAUCUUCUGGAACACUUAUCUCUCGUGGAAAACUAAUUGCAAUGAACCUGCUAAAAUAAUGGCCAUGAAGUCGGAAGGCAUUUCUACAGAGGAAGAUACAGCAUUCUAAUAGUGAUGUAGAAUCACUAAUAGAAUCACAAUGUGAUACGGCUCCCAUAGAGAAGAAUAAUUUCAUUAUUUUAUGUGUAAUCAAAUUUAAUUAUUACUUAUGAACUGAAUAUUGUUUUAUAUUUGAACUGUAUAUUACAACCAACGAAAUCACAUAAUAAAACCUAAUCCAUAUUUUAAACAUUA
Toxorhynchites rutilus septentrionalis is the source of this 1083-nucleotide messenger RNA. It is a transcript of the gene Mpv17, whose product is annotated as protein Mpv17. The record is from RefSeq and is a predicted model, not a curated record. Lineage: Eukaryota; Metazoa; Arthropoda; Insecta; Diptera; Culicidae. The coding region runs from base 308 to 898 and encodes 196 amino acids. The transcript has 2 exons. Gene Ontology annotation, cellular component: membrane; cytoplasm.